UACCACGUCCGCUACCUCGUCCAACACGAUCGCGUACGAAACAUGCCACCCUCGUUUGAGAUAUUACCUCACAUACUGGGAACGCUCUUUGUUGGUUAGAGAGGAGCAUGGCUUUGUUGAUGGCGUUACACAUCUAUUCUAUACUUACCAAGGGGGCCUCGCAAUCAUGUGUCUUUUUGUCACGAUUAUUUACGAAUAGAUUUCUAGACUGCCUGCCUAAAAUAGGCUUUACUGUCUUCAUACCCUUUCACUUGGGGAUGCUGAUUUUGAAAAAAGAAAAAAAAGAAAUCCAAAGCAACAUUCAAGUCCACACGCAACAAUCGCUUACAAGAUUUAUGGAGUUAUGCUGAUGGCAAGGUUUCAGAUGGAAAUUGGAAUCCUAGUGAAGGGUAUAAGAAAUAUCUAUUAGCAU
Molecule: messenger RNA, 412 nt
Organism: Bipolaris sorokiniana ND90Pr
Lineage: Eukaryota; Fungi; Ascomycota; Dothideomycetes; Pleosporales; Pleosporaceae
Exons: 1
Coding region: 108-350 (80 amino acids)
Source: RefSeq, a predicted model, not a curated record